Molecule: messenger RNA, 291 nt
Organism: Macaca mulatta (Rhesus monkey)
Lineage: Eukaryota; Metazoa; Chordata; Mammalia; Primates; Cercopithecidae
Gene: CCL1
Product: C-C motif chemokine ligand 1
Biological process (GO): inflammatory response; positive regulation of cell migration; antimicrobial humoral immune response mediated by antimicrobial peptide
Cellular component (GO): extracellular region
Molecular function (GO): chemokine activity; CCR chemokine receptor binding
Source: RefSeq, marked provisional
AUGCAGAUCAUCACCACGGCCCUGGUGUGCUUGCUGCUAGCUGGGAUGUGGCCGCAAGACGUGGACAGCAAGAGCAUGCAGGUACCCUUCUCCAGAUGUUGCUUCUCAUUUGUGGAGAAAGAGAUUUCCCUGCGGGCAAUCCAGUGUUACAGAAAUACCAGCUCCAGCUGCUCCAAUGAGGGCUUAAUAUUCAAGCUGAAGAGAGGCAACGAGGCCUGCGCCUUGAACCAGGCUAGAUGGGUUCAGAAUCACAUUAAAAAGCUGAGCCACUGCCUGCCAAAAAGAAAAUGA